CGCUCUGAGAGUUUGGCCACCGCUGGAGGGAGGUUCCUCCCCGCUGAGCGAGCAGAUUCUGUGCCUGGUGCCCUGGCCCGGAGGCAUCAUGGAGCUGCGGACGGAGCUCUUAAAGUCUAUUUGGUACGCCUUCACGGCCUUGGACGCGGAGAAAAGCGGCAAAGUCUCCAAAUCUCAGCUGAAAGUGCUUUCUCACAACCUGUAUACUGUGCUUUGUAUCCCUCAUGAUCCUGUAGCUUUGGAGGAGCAUUUCAAAGAUGAUGAUGAUGGUCCAGUAUCAAGUCAGGGAUAUAUGCCAUAUCUCAACAAAUACAUCUUGGACAAGGUAGCAGAAGGGGCUUUUGUCAAGGAGAGUUUUGAUGAACUUUGCUGGACAUUGACAGCAAAGAAGAAUUAUAAGCCAGAUAGGAAUGGGAACAGUGUUGUAUCCCAUGAAGAUGCUUUCAAGCUCUGGUGCCUCUUUAACUUCCUCUCUGAAGACAAAUACCCUCUUGUUAUGGUCCCAGAUGAGGUGGAAUACCUCUUGAAGAAGAUCUGUACAGCUAUGAGCAUUGAACUUAAUAGUGGGGAAUUAGAUGACUAUCUUUCCCAAGAGACCCAGCAACAGAACGGUUUGACAGUUUGGCAAUUUCUCGAUUUGGUAAAUUCAGGCAGAUUACUACGUGGAAUUGAGCAUGAGGCCAUUAGCAUGGCCAUUGAAGAGGUUUACCAGGAGAUCAUCGGAGAUGUGCUCAAACAGGGCUAUCUGUGGAAGAAAGGCCACCUAAGAAGGAACUGGUCUGAGCGAUGGUUUACCCUGAAGCCCAGUGAUCUCUCUUAUUAUGAGAGUGAAGAACGUAAAGAAAAGAAAGGGAGCAUUUAUUUGGACAGAAAUUCGUGCGUGGAGAUUUUGCCCGACAAAGAUGGGAAACGAUGCAUGUUCUGUGUGAAAACACCUUCGCGGACUUAUGAAAUGAGUGCCUCAGAUACCAGGCAAAGACAGGAGUGGACACUGGCCAUCCAGAUGGCAAUUCGUCUCCAAGCCGAAGGUAAGAAGUCUCUCCACAAGGACUUAAAGCAGAAGAGAAGGGAGCAGCGGGAGCAGCGAGAACGAAAGAAAGCUGCCAAGGAGGAGGAAAUGCAACGCCUGAAGCAGCUGCAGGAAGAAAAGGAGCGCAAGCUGCAGGAAUUGGAGCUGCUCAAAGAGGCUCAGAAGCAAGCAGAGCUUUUGCUCCAUGAAGAAGAGCAGCGGCGCCAGCAGCAACAUGAGGAGAUGCAGAAGAUGUUGGAAAUUCAGCUUCAGGAAGCAGAACAGGCUCGUGCCUCCAUGCAAGCAGAGAUGGUUCUGAAGGAGGCAGAGGCAGAACGCCAGCGCAAGCGCAUCGCAGAGCUGGAAGACAUGCAGCAACGACUCCAAGACGCCCUGCAGCAGGAGAUUAAAGCUCGUCAAGACGAAGAGGCCCUGAGAUAUGAACAGGCCAGAUUGCUGGCAGAGGAGGAGGAAAAACUGAAGCAGUUGAUGAAAUUGAAGGAAGAACAAGAAGAAUAUAUUAUCAAAGCCCAGCAUGAAAAGCUGGCUCUCAAGCAAGAGAUGAAAAGCAAGAGCAAGUUUCUGGAAGAAACCAAACUGCAGUUGGAAGAAGUCAGAUUUAAUAGGGAGAGGAUGGACCAAGAUGUCAUGAUAGCCCAGCAGAAGCUCCAGCAAGCCAGCACCAAUGUAAAGCACUGGAAUAUUCAGAUGAAUCGACUGAUGCACCCCAUUGCCCCAGGAGAAAAGCGUACUGUGGUGAGCCGAGGAUUCCCUGGUUUUAAUCCUGCAGUCCUGUCCAAGAGAGAGUCAUCUGUCAAAUUGAAGCAAAAUCUGGAAAAAAAGAAAUCUAAUGCUGUGAAGAGUGAGAGCGAGGAAAAUGUAAAUGGAGAGACAGAGAAGCAAAUGCCGAUGCCAGAAAAGGAUAAUCCAAGCUCAGAACCCUCUGAUUAGCCUCAGAAGAAAAACAAACCCACUUAAUUGAAAUUUAGUGACCAGAAAAUAAGCAUCAUGGCAGCUUAAUGACCAUUGUAGUCUAUAAAUACUGAACAUAUGUAAAGAUUGUAUAGAGAAGAAUUGUGAUGAUCUCUUCUGUUAAGCCACACAGCAUCCUGGCAGUUUGAUUUGUGUGCUAGAGUUGCCCCUGAAGUUUUAUACAUAUACAUAUAAAUAUUGCUACCUGAUCGAAACUGCAGAAGUAUGAUUUAAGUAUGGGGUUACAGUUCUCCCCAUGGCACACUCUUAUUUGGUCUCAGCAGAUGAAGAAGAGUUCUGGUCACGCUGUAUCAUACUAUGGUAUUAAAAUUUCUAACAGUUGGUCGUGGUAACCCCUGCUGUAAUAUGCCAAGAAUUCUGUCAUUCUCUCUAAAAAAAAUUAAUUGUAAAAUAUACUGUCUGAACAAUUGAAAUGUGUUAUAAAAAUUGAGUCCUUUUCUUUUUGGCUGUAUUAUUAGUUAAUUGUGUCAUUCAACUAACCUUGUAUUAGUCAGCAAAUGAAAGGAAAUAACCAGAGUUUAUGUAACGAUUUCUGAAAAUGUUACGUUCCUAAUGUUUCUGAGACAAAUCAGUAUCUAAUAGAAAAGAUUACAAAGAUAGAAA
This is a messenger RNA of Candoia aspera, 2605 nucleotides long. It is a transcript of the gene DEF6, whose product is annotated as DEF6 guanine nucleotide exchange factor. Gene Ontology annotation, cellular component: nucleus; cytoplasm. The transcript is spliced from 11 exons. NCBI's taxonomy places the organism in Eukaryota, Metazoa, Chordata, Lepidosauria, Squamata, Candoiidae. The record is from RefSeq and is a predicted model, not a curated record. Bases 89 to 1960 code for a protein of 623 amino acids.